Gavialis gangeticus (Gharial) is the source of this 1220-nucleotide messenger RNA. RefSeq names its product reticulon 4 interacting protein 1 (gene RTN4IP1). Gene Ontology annotation, molecular function: oxidoreductase activity; zinc ion binding. The coding region runs from base 31 to 1209 and encodes 392 amino acids. The record is from RefSeq and is a predicted model, not a curated record. Gene Ontology annotation, cellular component: mitochondrion. Lineage: Eukaryota; Metazoa; Chordata; Crocodylia; Gavialidae. The transcript is spliced from 9 exons.
CUCCUGCCACACGCAGGUGCAGGGCCCACAAUGCUGCCCCCUGGGCCUCUGCUGUGCAGGGCAGCGCCUGCCUGCCUGCUCCUGGGCCCUGGCUGCGCCCGAUGGCUCAGCCUGUCGUGCCCAAGGCAGGUGGUCAUGCCAGCCUGGGUGAUCAACCGCUAUGGACAGAACAAUGUGCUGCAGUUGGCCAAUAACAUACUGCUUCCCUUCAUCCGCCUCCCCAGCGAAGUCGUCAUUCGUGUCCACGCCGCCAGCCUCAAUCCUAUCGAUGUUAACAUGAGAAGUGGUUAUGGAGCAGCUGCUUUAAAUAUAAGACGGGAUCCUUUGAAAAUCAAAACCACGGGAGAUGAGUUCCCACUAAUACUUGGUCGUGAUGUCUCUGGUGUAGUUAUGGAAUGUGGACUCAGUGUGUCCUAUUUCAAACCUGGUGAUGAGGUAUGGGCAGCAAUUCCUCCAUGGAAACAAGGCACUUUAUCAGAGUUCGUUGUAGCUAGUGGAAAUGAGGUGUCUCUCAAACCUAAGAGUCUCAGUCACACAGAAGCUGCUGCCUUGCCAUAUGUUGGCCUUACAGCAUGGUCUGCAAUGAACCAAACUGGGGGACUGAACCAGAACAACUGUGCUGGGAAACGAAUAUUAAUCUUAGGAGCAUCUGGAGGAGUUGGUACCUUUGCUAUACAGUUAAUGAAGGCCUGGGGUGCUCAUGUAACAGCAGUUUGUUCUCGGGAUGCCAAAUCACUAGUGACGAAGCUUGGAGCGGAUGAUGUAAUUGAUUACAAGUCUGGAGACACAGAAGAGCAACUGAAACUUCUUCCCUUGUUUGAUUUCAUCCUAGAUAAUGUUGGUGGAUCCACUGAGAAAUGGGCUCUAAAUUUCCUCAAGAGGUGGUCAGGAGCUACAUAUGUCACUUUAGUAACGCCCUUUCUACUGAAUAUGGAUAGACUUGGUGUAGCAGAUGGCAUGUUACAAACGGGAAUCACUAUGAGUACUAAAGCUGUGAAGCACCUCUGUAAAGGAGUUCAUUAUCGAUGGGCGUUUUUCACGCCAAGUGGCGUAUUUUUGGAUGAAAUAGCGGAACUGGUCAAUUCAGGAAAGAUCCAUCCUGUUAUUGAUGAAGUCUUCUCUUUUUCUGAAGUUCCAAAGGCUUUUCUGAAAGUGGAACAAGGCCACGCACGUGGAAAAAUAGUGAUCAAUGUAUUGAAUAAAAUAUAAUGUCCCUCGGA